Molecule: messenger RNA, 1314 nt
Organism: Hypoxylon fragiforme
Lineage: Eukaryota; Fungi; Ascomycota; Sordariomycetes; Xylariales; Hypoxylaceae
Product: UBC-like protein
Exons: 4
Coding region: 377-805 (142 amino acids)
Biological process (GO): DNA damage tolerance; protein K63-linked ubiquitination
Cellular component (GO): nucleus
Source: RefSeq, a predicted model, not a curated record
GGAAGCUCAACUGAUGUCAGGCUGCACACAACAUUGAAUGCCACACAUUGGAUGUGCAUGCCGCUAGGUACUCGAGGAAGGUACCUAAGUACCCUCUAUACCACAUGGCAGUGGCACUGUACAUGUAGCAACGUCCGAGCGCCCAACGGCCUUAAACCCCACCAUCCCACUAACUACCAGUCGUUCGCCGUUGCCAUCGACAUAAGGCAUAAGGCUGUUUAAUCUCCUUCCCAUAAAUUCAUACGCUCCUACACCUCAAACGACCAGUUUCCUACAACAACAACAAAACACAUUCACAAGCCAACUGACUCGCUCGGGGGGCGUUUACUAUUUAGCGACAAAAUUUCCUCAUACCUACGGCAAUACUACCGAGACCAUGGGAGCCAAAAUCCCUCGAAACUUCCGUCUCCUGGAGGAGCUAGAAAAGGGAGAAAAGGGUCUUGGAGCUGAGGCAUGCUCUUACGGGUUAGAUAACCCAGAAGAUCUCUUGAUGUCGGACUGGAAUGGCACGAUCUUGGGACCUCCUCACAGUGUACACGAGAACCGAAUUUACUCCGUCAAGAUGCACUGCGGUGACCAGUACCCCGAUACGCCGCCCACCAUCAAAUUUGUCAGCCAAGUCAACCUGCCAUGUGUCAACCAGAAGAACGGCGUGGUGGACCCAAGCCAAUUACCCUGCCUAGCCAGCUGGAAACGAGAGAACACUAUGGAAACAAUCUUAAUCGAGCUCCGAAGAUACAUGGCAUCAGGACAGUGCAAGAAGCUGCCCCAGCCACCUGAGGGCUCGGUAUAUCCUGGCAAUUAAACUAAUGGCACAGAAGACAGAACGAUCUUGAUGCAUGAGGAAUCAAAGAUGGUGGACAACCCGCGAUCUGAAUGACGACAUGCUGGUGUUUGGUAAAAAGGUGAACAUGAUCAUGAUAGUAUAUGGUAUAUGUUCUCCUUUGGCACACCUAUGCUAGGCCAACCCCUCGGCGUUGAAGGCUAUCUCUUACAUACAUACCAUAGCACAGCCAAAGUCAACACGCAAGCAGGUAGUGUUUGGGAAGGGACUAAGGGAAGCGGUAUCGAACUUUGGCAGCCCAUGGCCACUAACCGAUAGUCGAUAAAUGAAACACGACGAUUACCCCUCUACAUUGUGAAGUGUUGAUUUUCUAUAUUCUGUUCCCUGUCAUAGAACUACUGAUGGCUUGUAGACCAUGAAAUUAUUGAUCCAUGAUCCAUCUCAUGCAGUGAUCCAUCUACUAGGUACCUACGAAGUACCUAGGUAUCUAUUUAAGCAUAUUGAAAGAUGCACGUGAUCGCGCGUGGAGC